AUGGACGACUUCACCUCCCUCGAACUGCUGUCCCUCGUUUCCAAAGUCACCUCCGAAUUGCAAAACCACUUGGGCAUCAACGACAAAACUCUCGCCGAGUUCGUCAUCGACCAGCACGAAAAAUGUGGGGGCAACCUGGACAAGUUCAAGGAAUCCCUGGCGGGCAUGGGAGCGGAAUUCCCCAACAGCCUGGUUGAGAGCAUCGAUCGGCUGAUCAAGACGAUGCAUCCCGAGUACAAAAAGAGCAAGAAACAACCCACGCAGGGAAAUGGCACAUCGGACAUGGACGAGUUGGACUCGAUCGGACGCAAGGCAAGGAUCUUCAAAGGGCUUGCAGUCCCAGAUCGCGAACAGCCCUGGACCGAUUCCGAGGAUGACAUAGCUGCACAGAAGAAGGCGAAUCGGGCGAAUCCCCCGGCGGAGGACGAUACUUUUGCACUUCUCGAAGGACUUGCGGGAAACUCGAAGAACGGCACAAAUGGCACAAUCGAAAGGAACAGGAAGAGGAGUCGCAGUCCCGAUCGUGACGACUAUGCAAGAGACCGAGAACCAAGACGCAAAUACUGGUCCCGGAGUCCUAGCCCCCACGAGGAGAAGAGGUCGCGCAAAUACCGAGAUCAGGGGUAUGAAGACAGGCAUACGGGUUACAGAGACCGGUACGACGAGAGACGAAAUGGCCAUCACAAGAGCAGGCGGCGCGAUUAUGAUGAAGACGAUGAUUUUCAAAGGCCACCUCCUCGCGAACUUGACGAGUUCCCCGUCCUCUACAAAGUCUACGAUGCUGUGGUCAAUGGUAUCAAGGACUUUGGAGCAUUUGCUAGUCUUCAGGGUGUCAAAGGCAAUGUCAGUGGGCUGAUUCAUGUCUCAGCUAUUCAAGAAGGCGCUAGAGUUAACCACCCGUCCGACCUCCUGUCUCGUGGGCAACAUGUUAAGGUCAAAGUUGUCAAGAUGGAAAACAACAAAGUCAGCUUGUCAAUGAAAGAGGUUGAUCAGGUUACUGGGCAAGAUCUUGUUCCAUCUAGGAGAAUAGCUUCUGGUGCCAAUAUGGAACGGCUCAACGGUCAGCCGUCUGACGACCGUUACGGGAAUCUGGGCAGCACAGUCCCCGUUAUUGAAGAUGGUUUUGCCUCGAAGGCUGGAAAGUCUCGAAAGAGGAUGACGUCCCCUGAACGAUGGGAGAUCAAGCAACUCAUCGCUUCAGGUGCAAUCUCCGCACAGGAUUAUCCCGAUAUUGACGAGGAAUACAACGCUACCUUGAACGGAGACGACCAGUUUGAGGAGGAGGAAGACAUCGAUAUUGAGGUACGAGAAGAGGAGCCGCCGUUCCUCGCAGGUCAAACCAAAAUGUCCCUGGAAUUGUCACCGAUUCGAGUUGUGAAGGCUCCUGAAGGGUCCUUGAACAGGGCGGCUCAAGCUGGCACAAACUUAGCAAAGGAGAGGAAAGAACUCAAACAGCAGGAAGCAGCUGAGCGAGCCGCAGAAGAGGCAUCCAAAGUCGAUCUCAACACGCAAUGGCAGGAUCCGAUGAUCAACCCUGAACAAAGAAAAUUCGCAUCAGACCUGCGACAAGCCCAGCAACAAUCUUCACGAGCUAUAGAAGCUGUGCCCGAGUGGAAACGAGCAACCCAGGGCAAGAACCAGUCUUAUGGCCGCAGGACAGAUAUGACCAUCAAGCAGCAAAGGGAGUCACUUCCAGUCUUUCACUUUCGCAAGCAAUUGCUCGAGGCUGUGGCAGCGAAUCAGCUCCUCAUCGUGGUUGGAGAUACCGGUUCUGGUAAGACGACUCAGCUUACCCAGUACCUUGCCGAAGCUGGGUACGCCAACAACGGCAUGAUUGGAUGUACGCAGCCUCGUCGUGUCGCGGCCAUGUCUGUGGCGAAGCGUGUGUCCGAGGAGGUUGGUUGUGAAUUAGGAAAAGAAGUCGGCUAUACUAUUCGUUUCGAGGAUCGGACUUCACCAGACACGAGGAUCAAAUACAUGACUGACGGAAUGCUUCAGCGAGAGAUCUUACUGGAUCCGGAUCUCAAGCGCUACAGCGUCAUUAUGCUGGACGAAGCGCAUGAGAGAACCAUUGCCACAGACGUUUUGUUUGGGCUGCUCAAGAAAACCCUGAAGAGGCGGCCGGAUCUGAAGCUGAUUGUCACCUCGGCCACUCUCGACGCAGACAAGUUUUCUGAAUAUUUCAACCAGUGUCCCAUCUUUUCCAUUCCCGGCCGAACGUUCCCGGUCGAAAUCAUGUACUCGAGAGAACCUGAGGAAGACUAUUUGGACGCGGCGUUGACUACUGUCAUGCAAAUUCACCUUACCGAACCGCCGGGUGAUAUUCUCCUGUUCUUAACUGGACAGGAAGAGAUCGACACCAGCUGCGAAGUUCUGUACGAAAGAAUGAAGGCUUUAGGACCGAGUGUUCCUGAACUGGUUAUUCUACCUGUCUACUCGGCUCUUCCUAGCGAAAUGCAGAGCCGAAUUUUUGAGCCUGCGCCGCCCGGUGGUCGAAAGGUUGUUAUUGCUACGAACAUUGCGGAAACAUCAAUCACUAUUGACGGGAUCUACUAUGUGAUCGACCCUGGCUUUGUCAAGCAGAAUGCCUAUGAUCCGAAGCUUGGGAUGGACUCACUCGUUGUGACUCCAAUCUCUCAAGCACAAGCUAAACAAAGGGCCGGUCGAGCAGGUAGGACGGGUCCGGGCAAAUGCUUCCGCCUAUACACCGAAGCAGCGUACCAAUCUGAAAUGCUGCCAACCUCCAUACCAGAAAUCCAGCGCCAGAAUCUUUCCAACACCAUUCUCAUGCUCAAAGCAAUGGGCAUCAACGAUCUUUUACAUUUCGACUUCAUGGACCCACCGCCAACGAACACUAUGUUAACAGCCCUCGAAGAACUAUAUGCUCUUUCCGCCCUCGAUGAUGAAGGUCUUCUCACACGACUCGGACGUAAAAUGGCCGAUUUUCCUAUGGAGCCCUCCUUAUCAAAAGCCCUAAUCGCAUCUGUGGAUUUGGGUUGUUCGGAUGAGAUGCUCACUAUCGUGGCGAUGCUAUCCGUACAGACGGUGUUUUACCGCCCAAAAGAGAAGCAACAGCAAGCCGACCAGAAAAAGGCAAAGUUUCAUGAUCCCCAUGGUGACCAUCUUACACUGCUAAACGUCUACAAUGCGUGGAAGCAAUCUCGGUACAGUGAUCCCUGGUGUUUCGAGAACUUCAUUCAAAAGCGGCAAAUAGCGCGAGCAAAGGACGUGCGCCAGCAACUUGUCACGAUUAUGGAACGGUAUAAGCAUCAAAUAGUUUCCUGCGGUCGCAAUACGAUCAAGGUUCGACAGGCACUCUGCGCCGGAUUUUUCAGAAAUUCGGCGCGGAAGGAUCCGCAGGAGGGAUACAAAACACUUAUUGAGGGAACACCCGUCUACAUGCAUCCUAGUUCCGCGUUGUUUGGAAAACCGGCCGAGCAUGUCAUUUUCCAUACGCUGGUGCUGACGACCAAGGAGUACAUGCACUGCGCGACUGUGAUUGAACCUAAGUGGCUAGUUGAAGCUGCCCCCACGUUCUUCAAAGUCGCGCCUACAGAUCGCUUGAGCAAGCGCAAGAAGGCAGAAAGGAUUCAACCCUUGCACAACAAGUUCGCGAGUGGAGACGAUGAUUGGCGGUUGAGUGCGCAGAGGAGGCAGGGUAGAGGAGGAGGAGGUACCUGGGGUUGA
Molecule: messenger RNA, 3687 nt
Organism: Fonsecaea multimorphosa CBS 102226
Lineage: Eukaryota; Fungi; Ascomycota; Eurotiomycetes; Chaetothyriales; Herpotrichiellaceae
Exons: 2
Coding region: 1-3687 (1228 amino acids)
Biological process (GO): spliceosomal complex disassembly
Cellular component (GO): intracellular anatomical structure; catalytic step 2 spliceosome
Molecular function (GO): ATP binding; RNA binding
Source: RefSeq, a predicted model, not a curated record